Molecule: messenger RNA, 2652 nt
Organism: Ilyonectria robusta
Lineage: Eukaryota; Fungi; Ascomycota; Sordariomycetes; Hypocreales; Nectriaceae
Exons: 5
Coding region: 1-2652 (883 amino acids)
Source: RefSeq, a predicted model, not a curated record
AUGGCAACAGCUGUAGACAACACCACAGGGAGCGCCGGCUCAGGCGAAUUUGAAGGCGAUGAAUUCUCGAAUAACCUCUUCAGUGAUCUUGCACCACUUCUCACGCUUUUCGGAGAACAGGUUACAAAACAAUUUCUGAGCAUGAGUAUGGGCUGGGCUGAUAAUGUCCUUUUGGCGAUGGGGCCACUUGGAAUCAUGACGGUCAUUGUGAGCGCCAUUCGGGUCGGUGGAGUAAAGAAACUGAAGGCAAUCGUUGGAAGAGCACGAGAAAGUCAGUCUGAUGCCGAACAAGAACUGCUUUCGUCGACGUCCGAGAAUGUCUGUGAAAUGUGGAGUGGUCAACAGAUUGUGCGCAUGAUCGGGGGAUCGGAAGGGAUGAAAAACCUCAUCAUCACAAAAGAUGGCGGCGUCUUCGACAUAGCCACAGGAUUUUCUGAAAAGCUUAUCGAAUCUCAUGGGUUUCGGUAUAACCUCUCACUCCAAGAGACUGCCGAUUUGGACGCACUUCGCGACGCAGCACCCAAUCUCGCCCUGAACGUCCGGAACGCUACGGCUCCAUCGUGGGAGUUAUGGUGUUGGGCCGCAUUUGGGAUUCUGCUUCAGGCACUUGCACUAGCCUUUCCAAGCGUCACUACAUACUACUGGAAAUGGGACAAGGCUGGAGGCGCUGUUCCUGAUUAUGGGUAUCCAUGCUUCUUCUUGGGCACGGUGGCCGUUGUGGCAGGCAUGAUGGCAUGUGGACAUGUCAUUGAAGGGAUUACAACUGAGCAUGAAUUCGUGGCUACUAAGGAGGGAAAGGAUAGGGGUCUACGGAUUGUUAAGAUCCAAAAGGCUUGCACUGUCAGCGACCAGCAUUUCUCCUCUUACGCACUAUUCAACGAAAAAGACAACCAGAGUAUAAGGACAUCAAGACUGAACACCAAAGACUACAGUUCUUUGGCUGCCAUCUCUACUUCGGUGGCAGUUGUUGGAUUCGUUGUUCAAUUCGUCGGACUUCGAGCUUUGCAUUGGUCGGCAACCAUUCUUCAACUUGGUGUAACUCUCAUUAUGACAGGCGUUCGAGCCUGGGCCAGAAGAGGUCUAGCUUCGGAUCCUGAGACAAUGCCGGUGAUGGAAAAGCACGAAUUGGCCUGGCUGACAUUGCACAUCGCUUCCGAGAAGCUCAAUCCUAGCUCUCUGCAAAGUGUGGUGGGAUCCGGCACCGUCUCCUCGAGUACACGACCUACAAUAAAGGCCAGUGGAAUACGACUGAGGGAGCUACGUCGGAUUGACACAUCGAGCCAAACUGCAAAUUGGGCCCUUGAUUGGGAGGAAGCGGCUGAGCUCGCCAGAGGCUGUUACCCAUACGUCAGAAAUCCUGAGUGGUCUCCGUCGGCCGAAACUGGAAACAAGCUCUUCUGGGAACUCAUUGUUGGCUAUGACGCUGUCUUCGGCCCAAUGGUUGACAACUUGUUGGCAUCUUCGGAAAUUUCCCGCGAUCCGCUUCAACACCCCAUUUCGCACGACGAGAUGUUCACUGUUCAGCAACUGUUUGCUCCCAUUCAGCCAAAGACAGCUCUAAGAGUUACGCUAGAACGAAACCAAUCCGUUGGACAUGAGGACACCUUGGAUACCUUCACGGAGAUUGAGAAGCUGCUCUCAGGUAAUAGUGAUAUUACCCAACUUUCGAAGAACUUGUCUACAAUUGUAGAAAGCGUUGUAAAAGUCUUUUGUACAAUCGAUGCCGUGGUUUGGAAGGAAAAUGGAAUCCGGAUGCCUCGGUUUGACACUGAGCGGGACCCUUUCUACAACCAAGUUGAAUAUUUAACCUGGGGUUUCAACGUGAAAUCAGGCCGGCUUCGGGAUUACCAUGAUCUGGAGGGCAUACAAGAACCCCUGUUCUUCCGUCUCAGGACACUAAAUAACGAAGAGGACGGUUAUGACGUCAGGGACCCAAAUCGAUGGAAACUCGUCAAUCGAAAUUUGAUCAACGCGGUUUUGUCACUGUGGCUCUACACUUUGGCAGUACGGCAGGAAACUAUUGCCGUAGCGAAAGAAGGAUACCCGACUACGACUAGAAAUUCUUUUGCACAGGACCUAACCACCUUUGGGCGCAUCGUGGGAAACGAAAGGAACGGCCUGACAUCUAGACAUCGCGCAUUGUUAGAAGAAUGGCUUGGGGUAGAGGUUUUCCGUCACCAUUGUCCUAACGGGCUGCGUGUUUUUCGGAAUGACUCAACUCUCAAGGUUAUUCCCUUCUGUUUUUUUGGCAUAUUUCUUUCGUCACUUUCAGAGUCCGAAGACGGACAUCUAGUUGAGAAUGAUGAGGGAAGCGGUUCGUCAGAGACGGAACUUUUUAUUCCACUCCCAUCUGACUCCGGUCUGCCUCUUCAAUGUGCUCAGGAGUUGUUCUCGCUCUUUAUCCUCGCUAUUGCCUCAAAUAUCGAGAAGGUUUUGGGUACCACAACUUAUGAGCGGGAAGGGGCGGGUUUAGAUCGUGAGAUGUCACGAAAGGUUAGGAGAUGGGACAACUCCAUUUUCAGCAUGAUUGCCAACGAAGUUGUGCCGAAUUUUGCCAACGGAGACUCGCAUGGAGGACUUGCCGCUGGAUACUGGCGAACUGUGACGCUUCAUAGUUGGGAUCUAGGGACAAAAGCCCUUGAAAUCCAUUGA